AUGGCGAACCGACCUGACUUUAUCGACGUGAGGUCGAAAUCCUCCGCUUCCGUUGGACGCCCGCUACGAUCCCCUCGUCUCCAUGUUGCGGGCGAAGCACCGCCGGAACUAUCACCUCUCGAUGCCUUCGCGCUACAAAGCCGUCUGCUGGCAAAGCAGCUGCAGGAAAGUCAAAAGUCUGGGCGACGCAUGAGUCGACUGCCACCGUUGACUACUGAAAGCCCGUUGAUCAUGCAGGGAAGGUCGGAGUAUUUUCGAUCCAUGUCCCACGAUUCUGCUUCCGAGGAAGAAUUCGCUGCGCAGCACAGCGCAGGCUCUGGAUUUAGACCAGAGGUGGAAACUGAUAUCAACAACCGGCCUGUAUCAGUGCAUCCCCGAAUGAGCCAUAUACCACCUACGCCUGAGCAGAAUGUCCCGGUACCAAAACUGCCGCCGACCUUUGACUCACAGAAGGAGGCAGAUCAGGAGCAGGAACAGGACCGCGAGAGCUUGUUCGGGGUCGGAGCUCGAAGGGAACAUUCACCAGGCCCAAUGGAUACUGCUGCUCCCCCUGCCCAACUGACGAGGACGGUAACGCAGGAGAGUAUACCUCUCCCAGCAUCGACACCUACUCGCUCGAUUACUAGCUCCCCCGAAAGAAUAUCCAAGACAACCUCCCAUGAAGCCGGGGGACUUGUUCCUCCUCGGCCUCUAUUCACUAAGCGCUCUUCGAGUUUGAUGUCCUCUCAUGACAGUUCGGCCGACGAUGAAGGAUUCAGCACCCCGAUGAGCACAUCAUUUCACUCUCAGGGGUCUCGCAAGUUUUCUACCAGCAGCGGUGUUUUGUCGCCUGGGUUUGCCCCAUACCAGCGAUCACCUUCCAUCAGCUCGGAUAUUUCUGCUUUGCCGCGCCCGUCGUUCAAUUUCUCUAGACCACUCAGCAGAGCUGGGACACCAAGUCUGGAUCCACCAGCACGGCAAGCAUCAUCUGAUAGUCAUGCUUCGUUCAUGCUCACGACCGAUGAUGCAGCCCAUACGCCCAUCAGUAUGAGCAGCGAGGCACUCACCGAGUCUACGCCCAAAGAAGACGUAUUUGUGCUGCCGCGGGGUAAGGCUUUGCAAAGGAACUCGGUUGUCCUGCCGGACAUGAAGGCCCCGGCGAGAUUUUCAUGGGAACAUCCUGUCGAAAACCAUGGACAACCACCACCAUCCCCACCUAGCAGGCCGGCAAGCAGGCCAACAAGUUCAACCGGGCCACCGAAUCCUCCUGAAGCCAACACUCGGCCGUCACACGAGCGUAGUAAGCUCAGCACUGAGAUUUUUAGAUCGGGACCAGAGCCAUUCCCACCUCUGGGCAGACCAUCGACAGAGAGUGCCCGUGUGUCUGGAGAGUCGCAACGAGGCCGUGCUCCCUUUGCCCAUCUACACGAUGCUGCUGCGGGGAGAUCGAUAAUGUCGAACAACACAAGCGAUUCGGCAAGCACAAUCAAGCCUGGACCUGCCACACCGGCUAACCCACCAACGAUGGCCGAUCUCACUGCGGAAGAACACGUUAACAAGGCCAUUGCUCUUCACCAGGAAGGUUCGCUGCCAGAGUCAGCGUGGCAUUUACGGCACGCAGCCAAGCAGGGUCACCCUACUGGCAUGCUGCUAUAUGCUUUGGCUUGUCGUCACGGCUGGGGCAUGCGACCGAACCCUCGUGAGGGAGUGGAGUGGCUUCGGAAAGCCAUGGAUUCGGCGAAUCUGGAAAUCAAGGAGGACGAGGAGCAUGCCAAGGAGGGCAAGCAUGUGGAUGUGAACGAGCGGAAGACACACCGUGCUCAGUUGGCGCUCAGUAUAUAUGAACUGGGUGUCAGUCAUAUGAACGGGUGGGGGAUUGAGCAGGAUAAGGUGUUGGCGUUGAAGUGUUUUGAAACUGCUGGAGCUUGGGGAGAUGUCGAUGCGCUUGCGGAGGCCGGGUUCUGCUAUGCUCAAGGCAUUGGCUGCAAGAAGAACCUGAAAAAGAGCGCCAAACUCUAUCGGGAGGCCGAGUCGAAGGGAAUGAGCAUGGUGGGCAAUAGCUGGUAUGUUUCUGUCAUGUAUUCUCUGGCAAGAAAAUCUUUUAACAUUGGCACAGGAUUCACAAGCCAAAAUAUGCCGACGACCCUGAAAAGGACAAGAAGGACCGGGCAAAGUCGAAAUCUAGAAAGAGCAUCUUUAGCAGAAAGACGCAUUGAUCUCUUUGCUCGCCAUGCCAUGCCAACAAACAUUACUCUUCAAACCAGCAUAACCCGCCGACCAACGACAACUCCCCUACCUAUAAAGGACGGCAUCUUUGUCUCAACACUUUGCAUUUUUCUUGGGGGUUUUUUUUUUCUUUGUUAG
Molecule: messenger RNA, 2343 nt
Organism: Podospora anserina S mat+
Lineage: Eukaryota; Fungi; Ascomycota; Sordariomycetes; Sordariales; Podosporaceae
Exons: 2
Coding region: 1-2343 (780 amino acids)
Molecular function (GO): protein binding
Source: RefSeq, a predicted model, not a curated record